This is a messenger RNA of Paramisgurnus dabryanus, 1995 nucleotides long. Lineage: Eukaryota; Metazoa; Chordata; Actinopteri; Cypriniformes; Cobitidae. The record is from RefSeq and is a predicted model, not a curated record.
GCAGCAACAGUACAUUUGUGCCAAUCUACUCAACUAAUGCACUUUUUAUUGUUUUUUAAGCCUCCUUGUUAAAAGGCCUGAAACAUGCUAACAUCGUCCUCCUCCAUGACAUCAUCCACACGAGAGAAUCUCUCACCUUUGUUUUCGAAUAUGUGCAAACAGAUUUGGCCCAGUACAUGACUCAGCACCCUGGUGGACUGCAUUCAUGCAACGUCAGGCUCUUCAUGUUUCAGUUGUUGCGGGGAUUGUCUUACAUUCACAGCAGGAGAAUUUUGCAUCGAGACCUCAAACCUCAGAAUCUGCUCAUCAGCUAUCUGGGAGAACUCAAACUAGCCGAUUUUGGUCUGGCUCGAUCGAAGUCAAUACCGUGCCAAACGUACUCGGCAGAGGUGGUGACUUUAUGGUAUCGCCCGCCUGAUGUUCUGAUGGGCUCCACUGACUACUCCACUGCACUGGACAUCUGGGGAGCUGGCUGCAUUUUCAUAGAGAUGCUGCAGGGGUCAGCAGCGUUUCCUGGAGUAGCAGAUGUUUUCGAGCAGCUGUUGAAGAUCUGGACAGUUCUCGGGGUCCCGACCGAGGAGUGCUGGCCAGGUGUCAGUGAUCUGCCAUACUAUAAACCAGAAUGGUUCCAACCCUGCAAGCCCCACCAAUUUCGAGAUGUCUGGAAAAGAUUCGCUCAGUUACCUUAUAAGACGGAGGAUCUGGCCCAGCAGAUGCUGACGAUGAAUCCAAAGGACAGGAUUUCGGCCCAUGAUGCAUUGCUGCACCCUUAUUUCAACACUCUUCCACCUCCGUUAAUGCAUCUGAGAGACACUGUGUCCAUCUUUAAAGUGCCCGGGGUGAGAUUAGAGACGGAAGCGAGGGAUAUCUUCAGCCCUAGCAGACGAAAUAAAUCGCCCCUCGCUCCUUUGGCCAAGUGCUGGUGAAACACUGCCCCACCAAUACUGUAUAUAAGAUAGUUGAUGUAUAUGUGACACUGUAUUGCAGCAUGACAGUCUGUAUUUUGUUUAUUUUGGAGGUGGGAGGACCAUAAAAUCUUAUAGACAAUUUGAGUUUUUCUGGAUUGUCUGUUAACUUUAAAGGUAUAAAGUACAGAAAAAUAUGUAAUUUCUUCAACCUGUAUCAAUUGCUUUGAUCGGCUGAAUACAAAGGAAGAUAUUUUAAAAAUAAAUUUGUAGCAGAUCUGGGGCACCAUUGACUUCCAUUGUAGGAAAGAAUAAUACUAUGGAAGUGAAUGGUGCCCCAGAUUAAAAUUGUUCAGAAUAUCUUUGUUGUCAACAGAAAAAAAAAUGUACAGGUCUAUAACAACUUGAGGGUAAGUAAAUGAUGACAGAAUUUUAAUUUUUCAGUGAACUAUCCCUUUAAAGGCCAUCCAUAUGCUAUUGUAAUCUUGUACACUUUUUAGCAGAUAUACACAUUUUAAUUUUUUUUAACACAGAUAAUCCUGCACUCACUUAAUUUAUCCAAUCAAAGGCUUUCUAGGGUGAGACUGUCAAAUUUUAUUUAUUUAUUGUAAAAUACAACUUAGGUUGUAUUGACUUUAAUUGUUUAAACUUUUUUUUACAGUGAAUGAUGUUCAAGCCCUUUUAAUCUCUGUAUCUGUCUUUAGCAAAGAUGUGACCGUUUAAAGCACAAUUUACUUGUAAAUAAUUUGAAAGCAUAAAUAGGAGGCAUAUAUUAAAUUUGAUAUGUAAUUUAAUUGUUGUAAAUACAGAUAUGAUAUGCAAGAUAUGACUUGAUAUGAAAAUAUGUGUCACUCCAUAUGUGUAACAUCUGUUAAUGUAUAAAAACACCUGUUAAAUAUCUUUAUCACCUCUCCCCUUUGUGUUUUAUGUGUCAAAACUUGUUCAAAACGCAAAACUGUCUUUUUACCUGCCGUAACGCAUCUGUUUUGUACCAAAAAAGCUACAGUAUAAUACAGUCUUCGCGAUACUUUGACAUGUGCUGCUGUCCAGAUAAUGUGUAAAGAUGUACAGCAAUGUCAGUCAAUAUGUG